Molecule: messenger RNA, 1728 nt
Organism: Arxiozyma heterogenica
Lineage: Eukaryota; Fungi; Ascomycota; Saccharomycetes; Saccharomycetales; Saccharomycetaceae
Gene: ASN1
Product: asparagine synthase (glutamine-hydrolyzing) 1
Exons: 1
Coding region: 1-1728 (575 amino acids)
Cellular component (GO): cytosol
Molecular function (GO): asparagine synthase (glutamine-hydrolyzing) activity
Source: RefSeq, a predicted model, not a curated record
AUGUGUGGUAUCUUCGCCGCUUUUAGACACGACGACAUUUUAAGCUUUAAACCAAAAGCUUUGCAAUUAGCUAAAAGAGUUAGACACAGAGGCCCAGAUUGGUCCGGUAACGUCAUUAAGAACUCUACUAUUCUAUGCCAUGAAAGACUAGCCAUCGUCGGUGUCAACUCUGGUGCUCAACCAAUCACCUCCCCAUGUGGUAACUAUGUCUUAACCGUCAACGGUGAAAUCUACAACCAUAUCCAAUUAAGAGAACAAUGCCCAGACUACGAAUACCAAUCUUUAUCUGACUGUGAACCAAUCAUCCCAAUGUAUUUGAAACACGAUAUCGAUACCCCAAAGUAUUUAGACGGUAUGUUUGCUUGGUGUCUAUACGAUUCUAAGAAAGAUAGAAUCGUCGCAGCAAGAGACCCCGUCGGUAUCACUACUCUCUACAUGGGUAGGUCUUCCAUGAGUCCAAAGACCGUGUACUUCGCAUCUGAAUUGAAAUGUCUAACCGACGAUUGUGAUGACAUCAUUGCCUUCCCACCAGGUCACGUCUACGACUCCGAGACCGACAAGAUCACUCGUUACUACAACCCAGAAUGGUUAGACGAAAACAGAAUCCCAACCGAACCUGCUGACUAUAAGAAGAUCAGACACACUUUAGAAAAGGCCGUUAGAAAGAGACUAAUGGCUGAAGUCCCAUACGGUGUCUUACUAUCUGGGGGGUUGGAUUCCUCUUUAAUUGCCUCCAUUGCUGCCAGAGAAACUGAAAAGGCUAACAACGAAUUAGAUGUUACCAGAUACGACGAUGAAGAACCACAAAACCAUUUGGCUGGUAUCGAUGACAACGGUAACUUGAUGUCUGCUACUUGGUCUCGUUUACACUCCUUUGCUAUUGGUUUACCAAAUGCUCCAGAUUUAAAAGCUGCUAGAAAAGUCGCUAAGUUCAUUGGUUCUAUACAUCACGAACACACCUUCACUUUACAAGAAGGUCUUGAUGCAUUAGAUGAUGUCAUUUACCACCUAGAAACAUAUGAUGUCACCACUAUCAGGGCCUCUACUCCCAUGUUCUUAUUAUCUAGAAAGAUUAAGGCCCAAGGUGUUAAGAUGGUCUUAUCCGGUGAAGGUUCCGAUGAAAUCUUUGGUGGUUACUUAUACUUCGCUGCCGCUCCAUCUGCUGCCGAGUUCCAUGCCGAAUCCGUCAAGCGUGUCAAGAACUUACACUUGGCUGAUAACCUAAGAGCCAACAAGUCUACUAUGGCCUGGGGUCUAGAAGCAAGAGUUCCAUUCUUAGAUAAGGAAUUCUUAGAUUGUUGUAUGAACAUUGAUCCAAAGGAAAAGAUGAUCAAACCAAAAGAAGGCAGAAUCGAAAAAUACAUCUUAAGAAAGUCAUUCGAUACUUCUGACGAACCAGGUGUAAAACCAUACUUACCAGAUGAAAUCUUAUGGAGACAAAAGGAACAAUUUUCUGAUGGUGUCGGUUACUCGUGGAUCGAUGGAUUAAAGGAUACUGCAGAAAGAGUCAUCUCCGACGAGAUGUUUGCAUCUCCAAAGGCCCACUGGGGCGAUGAUAUCCCAACCACUAAAGAAGCUUACUGGUACAGAUUGAAGUUCGACGCUUUAUUCCCACAACCUACUGCUGCAUCCACUGUCAUGAGAUGGAUUCCAAAGGCUGACUGGGGUUGUGCUGAAGAUCCAUCUGGUAGAUACGCUAAGAUCCAUGAACAACACGUUGAAGCAUAA